ACAUGUUUCGAAGUUUUCAAAAUGUCGUCUGCGCCAAGUUCAGCCGAGUUACUACACGUUGGAGGUGAAAGAACCACUGGAGAAAGCAUACGAAACCAAAAUGUUACCGCGGUUACGGCGAUCGCAAACAUUGUCAAAAGUUCUUUGGGUCCUGUUGGCCUUGACAAAAUGUUGGUCGACGACAUUGGGGAGAAUUUGUCUAACAAUCAAAAUGUAAUGGAAGCAUGCAAAUACAUUCAGGAAAAUUUGACGAUUAAUGUCGAUGAGCUUGGUAGAGAGAGUAUUGUGAAUGUCGCUAAGACAUCAUUGUCAUCAAAGUUGAUUGGCCAGUCAUCAGACUUCUUUGGCGAGAUGAUUGUCAAUGCUGUCACUGCCGUAAAGCGAGCAGGAAAUAAGGGUGAAGCCAAGUAUCCUAUUAAGGCUAUUAAUGUGUUGAAGGCCCAUGGAGGGAGUGCCAAGGAAAGUGUACUUGUGGAUGGAUAUGCUCUGAACUGCACCAUAGCAUCUCAAGCUAUGCCUAAACGAGUGGAAAAUGCCAAAAUUGCUUGCCUGGAUUUUAGCCUUCAGAAGGCCAAAAUGCAUCUGGGAGUUAGUGUUGUAGUCGAGGAUCCUGAAAAGCUGGAAGCUAUAAGAAAAAGAGAGGCAGACAUUACCAAAGAACGUAUCCAGAAGGUUCUUGGUGCUGGAGCCAAUGUUGUGUUGGUUAGUGGUGGCAUUGAUGAUCUCUGCCUCAAGUACUUUGUAGAAGCUGGUGCCAUUGGUGUCAGGCGGUGUAAAAAGGCUGACCUCAAGAGAAUCGCAAGAGCCACUGGAGCAACUAUGGUGCUGACCUUGGCAAAUCUCGAAGGUGAAGAGAGCUUUGACGCCAGUAUGCUCGGCUCAGCAGACGAAGUUGUUCAAGAACGAAUUUCUGACGACGAGUUGAUUGUUAUCAAGCGACCCAAAGCUCGUUCAGCGUCUUCCAUAAUCCUCCGAGGGGCCAAUGACUUCAUGUUAGAUGAAAUGGAGCGUUCCAUGCACGAUGCCAUCUGUGUAGUAAAGAGAGUGCUCGAGUCCAAAACUGUUGUCCCUGGGGGUGGGGCAGUGGAAGCGGCCUUGUCGAUCUAUUUAGAGAACUUUGCUACGUCACUGGGUUCUCGAGAGCAGCUGGCCAUUGCUGAGUUUGCCAACUCACUCCUUGUUAUUCCCAAGACGCUGGCAGUAAAUGCGGCUCAAGAUUCAGCCGAACUCGUGGCUAAACUCCGCGCGUAUCACAACACCUCACAAAUUAACACAGAGAGAGCCUCCCUCAAAUGGAUUGGUUUGGAUCUAAUCGAAGGUAAAGUGCGUGACAAUAUGAAGGCAGGCGUUCUAGAACCUUGCAUCAGUAAAAUCAAGUGUCUAAAAUUUGCAACGGAAGCCGCCAUUACAAUUCUUCGGAUCGACGAUAUGAUUAAAGUGAGACCGGAGAAAAAGGAGGAGAGUGCGUACGGACAAGCCAUGCAGCGCGGAGAACUGUAGCCAAAUGGAUAUCAUUAGGAAGACUGUCACUUUAUUAAUUUACGAUUUUGACACUUGAUUUGCCAAGAGAUAAGCACGGAUUCCUUGCAGUCUUGAUAUCAGCUUCUUGGAUGGGUCGCCAAGACCAUUGAACAUGGUGACAGUGUUUUGCUGAUUGGCAUUUACUAGAUCUUUCAAGCAAUAAAGCGCACUGUUGCUGGAUAAAUUUUUGUCGCUUUCCUGUUUGGUUUGUGACUUUUUAACCUAUCAAAACAUGGGCGAGCACACUUAAAAAAGUUAUGGACACGUACUUGUUUUUUGAUUGGUUAAACAAGAAAAAACUUCUCACUAAAGCUGUCGAUCAAAAUUGUCGAGUAACAUCAGUUGCUUCCCUAUGUCGAAGAGAGACAAAGUAUAAUUGUUCAUAUCGAGUGCUGACUCGCAAGGAACGAGCAAGUCCUUCAGCGAGUGAAGUGUGUUACAGUGAAACGAAAUAAAGGUUUAUGAUUGUCUUU
Messenger RNA from Stylophora pistillata, 1994 nucleotides. RefSeq names its product T-complex protein 1 subunit alpha. The record is from RefSeq and is a predicted model, not a curated record. Gene Ontology annotation, molecular function: ATP hydrolysis activity; ATP-dependent protein folding chaperone; ATP binding. Gene Ontology annotation, biological process: protein folding. Lineage: Eukaryota; Metazoa; Cnidaria; Anthozoa; Scleractinia; Pocilloporidae.